This is a messenger RNA of Fusarium mangiferae, 1155 nucleotides long. RefSeq lists its product as uncharacterized. Gene Ontology annotation, molecular function: RNA polymerase II cis-regulatory region sequence-specific DNA binding; DNA-binding transcription factor activity, RNA polymerase II-specific. The transcript has a single exon. Bases 1 to 1155 code for a protein of 384 amino acids. Gene Ontology annotation, biological process: regulation of transcription by RNA polymerase II. The record is from RefSeq and is a predicted model, not a curated record. Lineage: Eukaryota; Fungi; Ascomycota; Sordariomycetes; Hypocreales; Nectriaceae.
AUGGCUGCCUUUAUACACUCUUAUCCUCACCACAUGGAACCCCCAUUUGGAAAUCCCAUGAACAUCAUGACCGCAACCCCAUCACCAGGGUGUAUUAUGACCCCUUCCCCAUAUUAUACUAGAACACCAUCGCCCACAAGUCGAGUAACCAUGGGAUACCAGCCUGUCCCUGCCCAAGUUCAAGACCCCUCCUUCUUUGAAGAGGCUAUAGGUAGUUCUCCUCACCCACAAGAACUGGCACUCGGCUUCAUGCAAGCACCAUUCCAGUAUAACCCGGCAUCCAAUGCACCUAGUGGACCCUUUCCUUUUUUGCCUACAUUGCCAAGUAGCGAGCUCGAGCAGAGGCCUACCCGCCGGGCUCGAAACCGAAAACCGUCCCAAUUAAGCAUCGUCACCCCCAAAGAAGGUAGUGGCACGGGAGCUGUGCCUAGUUCUCCAAAGCAGAAGAAGCGAGGCCGCAAGCCCAAAGGAGGAGCCAAGGAGUCAGGGAAGUUUCAUCAGGAGAUUGAGCUUGAUGAGGACGACCUUCCCAAAGACCCUCGACGUCGACGUAUUCUUGAACGCAACAGGAUAGCCGCGACCAAGUGUCGUCUUCGGAAACGAGACGAAGCAUCCGCCCUUGCUUCCCAGGAACAAGCCAUGGAAGACCAGAACCGGUAUCUUUCCUCAUGCUUCGACUCAUUGACAGCUGAGAUAUAUCACCUGAAAACGCAACUAUUGCAACACACAGACUGCAACUGUGUACUGAUUCAAAAAUAUAUCGCCAAUGAAGCCAAGAAGACAGUUGAUGGCCUGCUUUCUUGCUCAUCGACCUUCCAGCCCGACAAUGACCCCAUGAGCCCAUAUCGUCGAGGUUCAUGCAAUAGCGGCACCAGCCCCACUGAAUCCCUGGGUGUGCCUACUCCAGAGUUUGAAGGAGUCUCGCCAGCCUGGUCACAGCCUUUCCAAACUGGCCAUGCUUCAUCAUCAGAGGUUGGAGAGGAACUCUUCGAGAUGCCAAUGAACCCUUACCGCAAAGGGUCAAUCCAGAUGCAGAGUCAACCGCUCACCAGCAUAGCACCACUGCAUCAUCCCGAAUCCGAGAUAUAUGCCGGUAUGGGGCCUCCACCCCAGCAUGUGGAUGGUAUCAGUUGGAAUCCUUCGUGGGGAUUUUAG